AUGUCUCAUGCGAAAGACCAGCACUACUGGGCGCAGUUGCGAGCGGCGCUGACGGCGGGUGACUGGGCGUCAUCUACCCCGGCGAAGACACCGAAGGGGGCGCCUCUCUCUUGGUCGGAACUUCUGCGCAAGUUCAACAAGCACGCCAAGGGGUUCACGGACGUAGCUGAGGUCGCGUCACAAACUCAAAAUCUUGGACUAUUGCUGAGCGGGAGCCUCGAGAACAAAGCGUCAGACGGGCAGGAGACUCCUUACGGAUGUUUGCACCUCGGUGACGAGUGCGUCUUACCAGAGGAUAGGUUGGAGGAUGCCAGGGCUGGAUACGAGGCAUUGAAGAAGCUGAACGCGCCCAAUUACGACUCUCUAAAACUUGCUCUUGCAUACUAUGCUUAUUCCCUCGGGAGACCAGAAGAAUGUCUCUCCUACAUAGCGAGUGUCCCUAACAUAUCAGACCUGCAAAGUCGCUUGACUCCACCCGCGAGCAUGAGGUCGGAGGCAGCGACUCUCCAGAUCCCCAGCACGCGCGCCGACACGCCUGCAUCUUCCUGGGGUGGAAGCGUCGCGUCCCAUGACUCCGCGUCUGCCGGGUUCCCCGACAUCAACGACGGACGAGCUUGGGCUUUAACGGAAAGUAUCAGAAGCGUCUGCCUGGAAGGCAUGUGCGCCGAGAAACUACGUCCGGAUAACAUGCAGAAAGCCGUGGAGAUCUACUCGGCCGCCCUCCCCCUCAUCACCGUCCUCGAGUCCGAGCUACCACGACCCGUGCCCGCCCCGUCCUCCAACCGCGGCGCCAGUACCCUCGAGUUCAGCUCGUUCACGCGCUACCGCGAGCUCUGGCGGUGGGCGGAACGGCUGCUCUGGCGUGCGAUCAUCCUCACCGCGCGCACGACCGAGCUCGGGCGCGACACGAGCGGGCCGCUGUGGACGCUGCUGAAGCAGUACUACGUGUGCAGCGCGCACUGGCCGCCGACGUUCCGGACAGAGCACCGCGCGACGGUCGCGGUACUGCACCUUCGCGCGAUCGUCCUCCAGGCGCGGGCGACGCCGAAGCCGCCGAACCGAAUCCUCUCGACGAGGGAGGCGGCGAAGCCGUCAUCAUGGCUCGGGAUUGCGCGGCCGGUGAUUCAGGAGUAUAGGGUGAUCCUGAAUGUGAGCACGACGUUCCCGAAGGCGGGGGAGAGGAACGUCAAAGUGGAGGAUUUCGUGGACCUGUGCGUGGCCGUGUGGGAGGCGAGCGGGGCGGUUGGAGACUACGCCGGCUUGGUGAUCGACGUCCUCUGGUGGGCAACGCGCCUCACAUUCAACUCGUACCGCAUCUUCCGCCACAUGUCGCGCCUGCUGUACGUCUCGGGCGACCCCGAGCUCGCCAAGCGCUCGUUGCGCCUAUAUGUGCAGGUCGUCGGCAAGGCGCGUGAGACCGCGGAGGCGGACGCGCGGGCAGGGAACGAGAACAGUGCGUCUGUGCUCGGUGCGGCGCUCGACGCGGACACGGAUCGGCAUUGGGUCGAGACGCUCGUGCAGGGUGCGCGGAUGCUGUGCCGGCUCGCGGGGGCCAAGCCUGGGGGCGAGGGGAUCGAGGAGGCGAAGGAGGCGGGGGUUAUGGUCGAGAAGGCGAGGACGAGGCUUGAUGCGGAGGAUAAGGAACUCGCAGCCAGCGUCGAUUUGGCAGAGGGUAUUUGGAGUAUGAUGAUGGCUAAUAAGGAGCUCGAUCCGCGUACAAGGCCUGAUCGGCUGUCACAUGCACUCACGAUGUUCCAGCGUUCUGUGGGCACGUUUGCUACACCUUCAGGGCAUUACCACCUCGCGCUGGCGUUCACCCGCCCUGGUCCAUCGCGGGAUUACGAGAAGGCGAUCGAGCAUGCACGGCUGGCGGUUGAGGCUGAGCCGGAGGAAAUACGAUAUUGGCAUUUGCUGGGACUGCUUUUGGUGGCCACCGGUGACUGGAGGGGGGCUCGGAGCGUACUCGAGCUUGGUGCUACCGUUGGGGAAGACCCGGACGAAGCUCAGGAUGCUCAAGACGCUCAGGGCGCCGCCACGGAAGAACUCAAUGGCCAGAACGUUAGGACGAAGGACUUUGGUGUUUCCAAUGGAACUGGGACGGCCCCUGGAUAUUCUGUCGACGGUGGCUCUCCAGAUGAACACGGCGGUGACUCAGGUAAAGCAUCGCCUGACCCUCAGUGCGGGGUCCUUGUCAAGCUUCUGGAUCCGGAUAUGCACCGGCUCCCUCCGCCUGAGUCGUUGCUCCGACCAUUGCCCGACCACCCGGUCCCUUCUCGACACGAUACGUUCGAAUAUGCGCUGCAGUUGCGUAUGACGCAGCUGGCUCUGGCUGAGAUGGUUGAGGGGCCGGAAGGUGCACAGACGAAGGCACCGGAGGUCUUCCGCUGGUUUGCCGAGAAGAGAGGUACAGGUGAAUCACGGAGGGAGUCAAUAGAUAGUAACAGAACGUCUGUGGAGCUCAACCGGUUAUCUACUUUGGAUCUGCCCCAGCAGGAGCCGCUGUCGCAAGUCUCUGAAAAGCGUCAUUCGCUGGAUGUCUCACAGCAGACAAAGUCUUCGGAAACCGAGCGGCCGUCGCCUAUUUCCAUCAACGUCGAACCCGCUACCCCCGUUGUUCCUUCGAAUGGCUUCCCAUCUGGCGAAGACGGCUUAUCCGAGAAACGGUCGACUUCGCUGGAGAAGGACCGGGAUGGCGGCAAGAAGGUGCAACAGAUGCUGAAGAGUCGAGUGCACAAAGGACAGGCGAGGAUCUCGACCAUCUCGAAAAAGAUAGGGCAUGGCGUGACCAGGAAUGGCGUUGUUAACCAUCUUCGCAGGACCAAUUCAGCGCCGAACUUCCGCGACCCACUGGCCCGCUCUCCUUAUCAAGCCUCCUCUAUCCAUAGGUCUUCUCGGCGAUUCCUUGCUUCACCGAUAUCUCGCUCCCAGCAAGACCUUGCGUUCAUGGAAUCCGCACCGCCGCCGCCGCCUUCAUUAUCGCCUCAACAGCCGUUGACGAAAUGGAAUAAACGUAUGGCCAGAGAGAGGAAGCUGCUCAGCGACCUUUGGUUGAUGUCCGCCGCAACAUUCCGGAGACUAGACAACGUCGACCAGGCCAAGGGGGCUAUACAAGACGCGGAGGUCCAGGAUCCACAGAAUACUGGAGUAUGGGUGCAGCUUGGCCUGUAUUACAUGGCUCUGAACAACCCGCGGCGCGCGAAGGAAGCCUUUCAGAAGGCGUUAUUCAUAUCGACAGACGACAUACCCGCCAUCAUCCACCUGAGCCAGCUGUACCUGACGCAGCCGGGCGCCGCGCUGUCGCCGAUCAGCCCGCACGCAGAGAGACCCGACCCGGACAACGUCGACCUGGCGGCGGGCAUGCUGAACGACCUGACGCGGGGGGUCGGGUGGGAUGUGCCCGAGGCGUGGUACUUCCUUGCCAAGGCUUAUGGGCUGCAGGGACGGAGGGAGCGGGAGCGGGAGUGCUUGACCUUUGCUUUGGGGUUAUCGGUGACGAGAGGGGUCCGGAGUAUCGGUGCUGCUGUCGGAUGGUGCUUAUGAGAGACAGUGCGCGCGAUGGAAAGUUUAAUUUAUGUAUAUACCCACGUCACCCAUAUCUUAAUACAUAUAAUGAACGUGUCCUACUGCUCCUG
Molecule: messenger RNA, 3632 nt
Organism: Gloeophyllum trabeum ATCC 11539
Lineage: Eukaryota; Fungi; Basidiomycota; Agaricomycetes; Gloeophyllales; Gloeophyllaceae
Exons: 8
Coding region: 1-3540 (1179 amino acids)
Molecular function (GO): protein binding
Source: RefSeq, a predicted model, not a curated record